Molecule: messenger RNA, 1034 nt
Organism: Solea solea (common sole)
Lineage: Eukaryota; Metazoa; Chordata; Actinopteri; Pleuronectiformes; Soleidae
Gene: cbr1
Product: carbonyl reductase 1
Exons: 7
Coding region: 126-953 (275 amino acids)
Molecular function (GO): carbonyl reductase (NADPH) activity
Source: RefSeq, a predicted model, not a curated record
GAAGUCCUCUCCAGCAGCAUAAAUCCAGCUCCCUCCUCCUCCUCCUCCUCACACACACACACACACUCACUGCUCCUGCCGCUUCGUCUCUCCGCGCCUUCACCAGGUCCACACCAGCUCACAGUAUGUCCACCAAGGUUGCCGUGGUAACGGGCAGUAAUAAGGGCAUUGGUCUGGCCAUUGUCCGAGCGCUCUGCAAGGAGUUCCAAGGAGAUGUUUACAUCACUGCCAGAGACGUGGGCCGCGGUCAGGAAGCAGUGAAGUCUCUGAACUCAGAGGAACUGAAGCCCAUGUUUCAUCAGCUGGACAUCAACGACCUGAACAGCAUCACCACCGCUGCAGCUUUCUUUAAAGACAAGUACGGAGGUGUGGAUGUCCUCGUCAAUAAUGCUGGGAUAGCGUUCAAAGUGGCAGACACGGCUCCGUUUGACGUCCAGGCGGAGGUGACCCUCAAGACAAACGUCUUCGCCACCAGAGACAUGUUGACUCACUUCAUGCCCAUCAUCAAAGCAGGAGGCCGCGUGGUGAACGUCUCCAGCUUCGUCGGCUCCCGCACUUUAAACCAGUGCAGCGCAGCACUGCAGCAGCGUCUCCGCAGCGACGACAUCACAGAGGAGGAGCUGAUGGGUCUCAUGCAGCAGUUUGUGGACCUGACCAAGAAGAACGAGCACAAACAGGGUGGCUGGCCGGAGGCGGCUUACGGCGUGUCCAAGACAGGCCUGACGACCCUGUCCAUGAUCCUGGCUCGUCGUCUGUCCAGGGAGAGACCAAAUGACGGGAUCUUGCUGAAUGCCUGCUGUCCAGGAUGGGUGCGCACUGACAUGGCCGGUUCCAAAGCCUCCAAGUCUCCAGACGAGGGCGCCAUGACUCCAGUUUACCUGGCGCUGCUGCCGCCUGGAGCCACGGAACCUCAUGGGAAGUUUGUGUCAGAAAAAGAGGUUCAGCCCUGGUAGAACAGAUAAAAGUACAACUUUCCACACAUUUGGCUUCCAUGCAAUAAAUAUGUAAAGCAUUAAAAAAUGUCACAACCAUCA